Messenger RNA from Dermatophagoides pteronyssinus (European house dust mite), 1053 nucleotides. Its product is annotated as protein big brother-like. Gene Ontology annotation, biological process: regulation of transcription by RNA polymerase II. Gene Ontology annotation, cellular component: core-binding factor complex; nucleus. The record is from RefSeq and is a predicted model, not a curated record. NCBI's taxonomy places the organism in Eukaryota, Metazoa, Arthropoda, Arachnida, Sarcoptiformes, Pyroglyphidae. Gene Ontology annotation, molecular function: sequence-specific DNA binding; transcription coactivator activity.
GCGAAAUAAAUUCGUCAGUUCGUUAUUAUUUUUUUCUGUAUUUUUUUGUGAAAUUUAAAUCGAUUCAAUCUGGCUUCAUCAUUAUCAUCAUCGCCUUCUUCAUCACCAUUAAGUCAUCAAUAUUAUUAUUAUAGCAAAAUGUUGCCAUUCGAAACGCCCACCAUAUUUGAACAACUACCUCGAUUCAUAUUUCAAAUGCCAAGAGUAGUUACCGAUCAAAAAGCUAAAUUUGAAAAUGAUGAAUUGUUUAGAAAAUUAUCAAGAGAAAGUGAGAUUCGUUACACUGGUUAUCGUGAUCGACCACUUGAAGAACGGCAAAUACGUUUCAUCAAUGGAUGUCGUGAAGGUCAUACAGAUAUUGCAUUUGUAUCGACUGGUACGAAUCUACAACUUUUAUUUAAUCCAUUGGCCAAUGCAUUCACCGGCAAUGAUUACUGUGAUUUUGAUAAGGAAAAAGGCAAGGUUCAUAUCCGAUCAUCAAUGAUAAUCGAUGGUGUAUGCAUACGAUGGCGUGGCUAUAUUGAUCUCGAACGUUUAGAUGGCAUUGGUUGUUUGGAAUAUGAUGAAGAUCGCGGCCGAAUCGAGGAUGCAAUCUUAAGACAACAAAUUGAACAAUAUAAAUUACGAAUGAGAGAAUUUGAAGAAAGACAACGUCUAUAUAAAUUAGCACAAGCUGAACAUCAAAAGAAAAACAAUUCCAAUGCACAUAAUGCUAAUAAUAAUAAUAAUGCGACAGCAGCAGCAGCUAUGGUCACGUCGGCAACGACUACGAUGACCACUACCGCAACAGCAACAAUAACAUCAACGACAACAACCACAUUGGCCACAACGACGCCACCAGUCAAUCUUAGUAAAGGCGAGCUUCGAAAAUAUCAUAUCGAAAAUAUUCUCAGUGGAAACAUGUCCAACCAUAAUAAUAAUAAUAAUAAUCACCAUCCUGUUCACCAUGGACAUCAUAAUCAUCAUCGUAAUCAUAAUCAUCAUCAUAAUCAUAACCAUCCCGAGAAUCAUCACCAUCAUCCUCAUUCUCGCAUCAUAAUUGUAAAUAAAUAA